Messenger RNA from Phalacrocorax carbo (great cormorant), 1115 nucleotides. The record is from RefSeq and is a predicted model, not a curated record. Lineage: Eukaryota; Metazoa; Chordata; Aves; Suliformes; Phalacrocoracidae.
CCGCGGCGUCGUGAGAGGUGGUGCUGCGCUGCGGUAGGAGGAGGUCGGGGGAGAAGGACGGAGCCGGAGCCGCUUCGCUCCCGUCGCCUCCCGCCUCACCGCCGCCCCCUUCCUCCUCCUCGGCCGCGGACGGGAGGAUGCCGCGCUCCGGACCGCUCCCUGCUGCCCUCUCGUUGCUGUUGGUGACGGCCGCGCUCUUGCCGGGACCCGCCGCGGCGCAGAACGAGCCCAGGAUCAAUGCCAGCGAGGAUGUAGUCAUUCAUCUGUAUGGUCCAGCCGUCACAUUGCAGUGUAACCUCACCACAAGUCCCAGCCCCCUUUCUGCCAGUUACUGGGUGAAGAAUGGAGAGGAGAUCCCUGGCACUAGAAAAUCUUCAAAUGCUACAGAAUACAAGAUUUUGAAGCCCAGAGCAGAAGAGUCAGGGGAAUACUUGUGCGUGUUUGUGUUUUCAAACUCUCCUAUAGCCAACGCCACUAUAGAAGUGAGAGCUACUCCUGACAUCACUGGCCACAAGCGAAGUGAAAAUAAGAAUGAGGGGCAGGAGGCACUCAUGUACUGCAAGUCUGUGGGCUUCCCACAUCCCGAGUGGGUGUGGCGCAAGAAGGUCAAUGGAGUAUUUGAGGACAUAAACAACUCCUCCGGCAGAUUCUUUAUUUCAAAUAAAGACAACUACACCGAGCUUAGCAUCACAAACCUACAGAUAAAUGAGGAUCCUGGCGAGUACCAGUGCAAUGCAACCAACCAGGUCGGCUCUGCCUCAGUCACAACCAUCCUCCGUGUCCGCAGCCACUUGGCUCCCCUCUGGCCCUUUUUGGGGAUCUUGGCAGAAAUUGUUAUCCUCGUUGUCAUCAUAGUUGUUUAUGAGAAAAGGAAGCGGCCGGAUGAAGUCCCAGAUGAUGAUGAACCAGCUGGGCCAAUGAAAACCAAUUCUACAAACAAUCAUAAAGAUAAAAACUUACGCCAGAGAAACACAAAUUAAAAAUGCUUAUCAUAGCUUUAAGUUUCUGAGAGACUGAUGGCAAUAUGACCUGCUAAAUUUAAGGGUUGGAACUCUUGGUUCUAGAACUCCAGUUCGGUCUGUUUUUUUUCUUUCUUUUGGUUUUCCAGUGAGCAA